AUGCCUAGAUCCCGCAAGCAAAAAAGAAUGAUGGCAGAUGAAGCGAACACGUUAAAAAAUAUUGCUCUCAUUGAAAAAACUCCUCAAUUUGUACUUCUUUUACCUCUCAUAGAAGACCCAUCCUCGGAUGUGUCUUCCGCUCUCAAUGCUCAUUCGGCCAUCACUUUGAAUACAAUUGCUAAUGCAAAGAAAGAAAUUUGGGCAAAUGACAAGACGUCCUCCGCGAAUGGAUCCGACCUGCUCAGAGAUCAUCCUUAUGACACAUGGUGUGCACUUUUUGUACUCGUCGCUCGUACAUCACCUGAUCAACAAUCUAGACUGGUCGAGUUCAUCCUUGGUCUUCAGAAGAUUGAAGUCGUAGACAGGGACACGAGUCAGUCGAAAAUUUUGAAGUAUUAUGACAUGGAAUUAUGGAGACAGUUGCCAGGCUUUGGGUGGGAGGCUCAUGAGAUUUUCAACAUUGGUUCGUUGUUUACCUUCUCAUUUCUACUCAUUUCCAUCAGAAAAUUAACUUCCCAUGAAGAUGCAUAUUCCUCCACAUUGACAGACAGGGAAAAGACUUCGUAUGAAAACAAAAACGCAUUUCUAGCGCAACUAUUAGCAACAAGCAAGGUCAGCAUUGGAGCUAAUGAAUUUGAGCCCCUUGAUUUCUCACUUUUUGCAUUAUGGGUGUUUCGCGAUGCAUUUGAGAACAAAGAGGGAAAGAGUAAGGAUUUGGCAAUUCGGGUGGCAUGCUGGUGGCUUGUAUUUGCAGCCGAGAAACUGCGGUUAAAUGUCGACAAUGAGAAAAGUAUGCCAGACAGAACUGGAGCUGGUGGGGACUUGUACGAGAAGAAGGGAUGGAUCGGCUAUAGUCGGGAGAGGUGGGAUAUCUGGAGAGAAGGCUUAAGGAAUGCCGAUGGCGAUCAAGAGACGAGAAAGGUGAUCAGUGAUGCUUUAGAGUGUAUGGAACUAGCUACAGGUUUGAAGUCUUGA
Molecule: messenger RNA, 975 nt
Organism: Botrytis byssoidea
Lineage: Eukaryota; Fungi; Ascomycota; Leotiomycetes; Helotiales; Sclerotiniaceae
Exons: 1
Coding region: 1-975 (324 amino acids)
Source: RefSeq, a predicted model, not a curated record